AUUACUAUUCCGAAUACUAUUGAACAGCUAUGGAUUUCUUUUCUUGUUGAUAAAAUGCGUAUUGCCUUGGGCGUUGUCUAUAAACCGCCGAAUUUUAAUUCUUCAGCUUUUAUUACAGAACUUGAAAAUGCGUUGGCUACUGUAGCUGCAACGCACGAUACGUUUAUUUUGGUGGGUGAUGUCAAUAUUGAUGUGCUUCAUGGUGGCAAUGACAGUGUGAGCUUCUUAGAAAUGCUUGAUUCAGUGGGCUUGAUUCAAAUAAUUGAUUCGCCAACAAGAAUUACAAAUACCACUGAAAAAUUAUUAGAUGUGAUCUGCACAUCUGAUUUAGGGAUGAUAAGGGCAAAGGGUGUUGCACGUGGUAUAUCAGAUCAUGAGCUGGUGUUUUGUGAGAUUGCGCCUGUUUUGCCAUCACGUUAUCCUCAGUAUAGAACAUUGAGGUCGUUUAAAUAUUUUGAUCGUGAAGAGUUUUUGAAUGAUUUGUAUAGGCUCCCCCUUUACUCGAUAUUUGAUAUGGUAAGCGUAGAUGAUAAAAUUAACUACCUUACUAACAGUUUAGUAUCUGUAAUAGAUUUCCAUCUUCCUUCAAAACGUUAUAGGUUUACAAAAUCACCCGUUCCUUGGUUAACGGACACUAUUAGAUUAAUGCAGCGCUUCCGUGAUGAUGCAUAUAAAAAGUUUAAAUUAAAAAAAUCAGUGCAUGCGUGGGAGUAUUAUAAAUCAUGUAGAAAUACGGUUAAUGCAGCCAUUGACAGUGAACGUAAGGCAUUUUUGGAGUAUCGGGUUCGGUGUGAAAAAGGUAAUCCUUGGAGGGCGUUGCGGUCGGUAGGUAUGGGCGGUAUUGCGGGCAAUUCAAUACCAGGGCAUCUUCAACGACCUGAUGAUUUAAAUUUUUAUUAUGUCAAUUCUGUUUCAUCUCUAUUACCUUUCGAUGAUGAUUUGUACAGAUAUUAUAGUAGUAAUCGAAUUAAUAGUAACACUUUUACAUUUCAAAGGAUAAGUAACUCUGACAUAUACGAAAUUAUAAAUUCUAUAAAAACAAGUGCAGCAGGAAUAGAUACAUUGAAUAUAAACCUAAUUAAACUUUGUUGUCCUUACAUUACAGAUUAUAUCACACAUAUAAUAAAUCAUUGUUUGACGGAGGGUGUUUUUCCAAUAGCGUGGAAGAUAGCACUGGUAAAGCCGUUGCCUAAAGUUAGUCGGCCCUUAGUGUUUGCUGAUCUCAGACCUAUAAGUGUACUUCCGGUGUUAUCAAAGAUUGCCGAAAAGGUUAUUGCUGGCCAGCUGCAACGCUAUAUUGAUAAAAAUAAAAUCUUACCAGAUGUACAGUCUGGAUUUCGCUCGGGGUUUGCUAUAUAAUUAUAUAACGCAUCGGCAACAACACGUUAUUAUAGAUGAGGUAUUAUCGUGUCCUAUGGAUUUAAGGUCCGGUGUGCCGCAGGGUUCUGUCCUGGGUCCGCUUCUAUACACUAUCUACACUAGUAGAUUUUAUUCUCACUUAAAAUAUUGCAAAAUACAUUUUUAUGCAGACGACACUCAGUUGUAUCACAGUUUCUUGCCAACAGAGUGUGCGUUAGCUAAUCAACACAUUAAUGAUGACUUGCAGAAUGUUGUUGAGAUCUCUCGCAGGCAUGGCCUUAAAAUUAACUCCAUGAAAACUGAACUGGUUUUAUUCUCAACUCAGAAAUAUCGUGAUUCAAUUAAGUCUAGCCUUGAUGUUUGUGUUGGUGACGUGAGGGUACCCUUUGCAGCGUCGGCAAAGACUUUGGGCCUGAUUAUUGACGAAAAGCUGAGAUUUAUUGAUCAUAUAAAUAAAUGUACUCAGAGAGCUUACGCUAAUUUGCGGUCAAUAUAUAGCAACAGAAAGUUUUUAAACAAAAAAAUUAAAACUAUGCUUUGUAAUGCUUUGGUUCUUUCCCAUUUCAACUUCUGCGAUGUCGUGUAUUCUCCCUUUAUUACAGCGCUUACAGCUCAAAGAAUACAACGAGUGCAAAAUUCUUGUUUGAGGCUGAUUUUUGGUGUUCGGCGUCGCCAACAUAUAAGUCAUAAGUUGCGGGAGGUAAAUUGGUUAAAUAUGACGCAGCGACGAGCUCUGCAUUCGGCGUGUUUAUAUUUUACAAUACUAAAAACUGAAAAGCCACCGUAUCUAUAUAGAAAAAUAGUAUUUCGAUCAGACGUACACACAAUAAAUGUCCGUUUUAAAGGUACACUAACUCCUCCUCUACACUCGCUUGAAUUUUUUAAAAGUUCGUUUACGUAUCAGAUUACAACAGUUAUUAACAGUCUCCCGAUAGAUAUCAGAAGUUGUAAUACAAUAAGGUCAUUCAAAAAUAAAUUAUUUGUUCAUUUAUUUAGUACAUAAUUUGAUUUACGAUAAUAUAGCAGCCGUCGCCGUGACAUCGCUGAGUUUAAACAUUAGAGGGUGUGCAAGGUUCUCACUACAGAUGGCAGUAUUAUUUGCUGUUUCUUUUUCUUUUGAAUUAUUGUUUUAUAUUAUUAUG
Molecule: messenger RNA, 2501 nt
Organism: Onthophagus taurus
Lineage: Eukaryota; Metazoa; Arthropoda; Insecta; Coleoptera; Scarabaeidae
Source: RefSeq, a predicted model, not a curated record